Necator americanus (New World hookworm) is the source of this 1002-nucleotide messenger RNA. RefSeq lists its product as uncharacterized. The transcript is spliced from 6 exons. The coding region runs from base 1 to 1002 and encodes 333 amino acids. Lineage: Eukaryota; Metazoa; Nematoda; Chromadorea; Rhabditida; Ancylostomatidae. Gene Ontology annotation, molecular function: protein binding. The record is from RefSeq and is a predicted model, not a curated record.
AUGUACCAGCACGCAAUACUCGCUCAUGAGCCAACGUACAAAGGAACAGUUAAUAUUGGAAGGCUUUUGAAUCACAGUUCGAAACAUGCAAACUUAGCGAAUCACGUUUACACGACGCUCAUCGAAGAAAGGCUCGAUUCAAUGAUGUACUUCAGAGCGAUUCGAAAGAUUAAGGUAGGCGAACAGCUGCUGUGGGAUUACGGAAAGCAGUACAAUAAAGAGUUUUUGCGGAAGAAAUGUACCUGUAAUGUGUGCGAUCCACAGCUAGUCGAAGAGUCAACAGCUUGCCUCAAGCCAUUAACAAUCACCGAAGUGGCCGCCGCCAAACUUGAAGCGAAGGCAGAGCCGUGGAGUGGUGAUCCAUCGUUUUCCCAGCAAGUGUUCGGAUCUGCACUACGUCGUGUACCCUUCGGUGUUCGUGAUCUGUUGUUAUCGGCGGCACGUAAAGCAGGAGAAGAACACUUCACUGCUGACAUAGAGGUACCACCAGGUUGCACAAGCAAUCUUUGUUGUAUGUUGUUGGCUGCAUACAAGGACGCGUACAUACGGAGAAACGCAGUGAUUCUAAUCCUGAAUCGCGAUCGUCACCCAGCUGUAUUACUGCUCCGUCCUCGCCUGCUCGUAUCGUCGAAACAGCGCUACAGUUGCUGCCUCGCCUACGUUGGACAUAAUUACAAAGUGUACCCUGUGAAACGGCAGACAAUCGGAACGAGUUCACGGCAACCGAUAGAUGUCGAGUACAGAGCUGGAACAUUGCCACACUUCCCUACUCUUUCCGAUUUCCCGCCCUUAUCGGUGUUGCUGGCAAGGGAGAACGCAGUGCCUGUUUCUAAUAAGAAGCGAAAGGUACGCUAUGCCUCCGUGCCAGAUUUGGAUGCAGAAAUUGGUUGGCUGGUUGCCGAAGAAAUGAUCUUCCCAGCAGAACAUUCAGAGUGCGCCUAUCGUUGUAGUGAUGAAAAAGCGGACAAAUCCGCUUGUAUGAAGACUUCUCAACAGGAUUAA